Molecule: messenger RNA, 2510 nt
Organism: Plectropomus leopardus (leopard coralgrouper)
Lineage: Eukaryota; Metazoa; Chordata; Actinopteri; Perciformes; Serranidae
Gene: commd6
Product: COMM domain containing 6
Molecular function (GO): NF-kappaB binding
Source: RefSeq, a predicted model, not a curated record
UCCGCCUGGAAGCAAAAAGAAAAAGAAAAUGACCAGCUCUCUUCGGAGAAGAUUUUUCUGUCUGAAAAGUCGCUCUUUUUUCUUUACUAUGCGUUUUAAUGUUUUUGUCUGCAGUCAACAUAGCGACAUUUAAAGUUGCCAGACAAUAAAGUCUAUUAUUUGGCAGCACUGACCCGGCUUGUGGUCAAACCUGCAACCUGACUGAGAAGAUGCCAGCAGCUGAGGAGUCUCACGGUGUCAAUCAAGUUGUGGACAACAUCUGUAAGCUUUCCCCAGAUCUGUUGGCUGAAGCUUGUCAGCACAUUUUGACUUAUCUUCAAGGGCACAUGCGAGGGGUAGAUUCAGCUGAAAUUUCUGACAGAUUUCAGAGAGCGGGAGUCAGACUUGAUCAUGAAGCUCUACAGAACAUUAUCAGAUUUCUCUUGUUAACAUUCAGGUCAGCUGGGAAGAGUAACCUCUCCGGGGACGACCUCGUGUCGAGGCUGGAAGAAGGCAGCAACAAGUGGCCCAAAGCUUCCCUCCAGGUGUUACACACGCUGUGGAGUGAACAUGGUGCGUCGGUCCACGCCCAGCAGGAGGUGCAGGCCGUGCUCAGCAUCGGCCAGUUAGUGGACAUGCAGUGGAGGCUCGGCAUGGCGGUGAGCUCCGACACCUGCCGAUCUCUCAACUCCCCGUAUGUGUCUCUACUGCUGAAGAUCGUAGAGCCCUCUGGACAGAUUUGUCAGAGGUCUUUUGAGAUGACCAUUCCACAGUUCCAGAAUUUCCACAAGCAGUUCAAGGAGAUGGCAGCUGUUAUGGAGACUGUAUGAUGGCUUCAAGCACACGGAAGUGCUUGUUCUAAAUGAGUUUACAUGACGCAGGCGUCUGUCUGCUGGCUGAAUCAGAAUGUGGAUUCGUAUUACUGCAAAUGUCAAUUGUCUGCUUUGAACUUCUAUUUUUCUGCAGAUUGCAUAAGCUCCUUAAUGAGUAACUUUUGAAACAUCCAGCUGUUAAAAUAGUUCAAAAUGCCUGUUUUCACUCUGAAUGCCAAGAUUUAAGUUUAAUUCCUCCCCUUAACUUUUCCAGGUAUCAUUGAUUUAAUUUGAAGGACAUGUACUGUUGGCAUUAGAUACGACAGUCCUAUAAUAAAUACUUUGUUCAUGAAGGUUAUAAUGCUCACUUGUUUAACACUUAAUGGGCAUUUUGAAGGAUGCAGUGUAUGUUUAAAAAAUGACUAAUCUACCUAGUUCCUUGUACCUUUUUGAAGUUAAUUGUAUUAUACAGAGAGGCGAUUCUGUUAUUGGUCUACCCUCUUUUGUGGGGUGGACAAAAUAAUAGAAUCACCUGUCACAAAGCAAUACAGUUCAACACACAGCAUUCUCAAGUGCAUCCCCCAAAGUUAGUCUACUCAACAACACUGUAAAUAGUUUAAAGCUGAAACGUAUAACCUUCGUGAAGGGAGAAUUUAUUUGCAGAGCUGUUGUAUUUGACUGCAGUAGUUUUAGCUAGGAGUACUUAAUAAUGUGGCAACUGUAUGUAUUGUAUCUGUACUGUUUAUCAGUCCCUCCAGGAUUCUGUGGGCUGUUUUUAUGACAGGUGCAGCCCGAAAUGCUUAAUAUCACAGCAGCUUUUCUAAAAAUUCGCAAUGUGUGUUGUAAUAUCUUUUUAUGUGUUUUUUUUGUUGCUUUUUUGCAAUGAAAUUGCUGGAGCAAAUGAAAAUUGCAGUACAGUAGUUGUGGUGCGGUCUCAGAUUCGGAGCCAGUUAUUACGAAUUCACGACAAAACUGAGACUAAUAUUAAAAUGGUUUCUGCAUUCCAAAUCACCCAUAUAUUCAUACUUCAAAUUUCAUGGGACAGACCGCAACAGAUAUGUGAGCAAGAGGGUCAAACUUUAAGGUGUAACAGUAUGACAAAGUAGCAGGUCCCAAAUGUACAUGUACUUCAUGCUGCAGUACAUACUGAAAGUGAAAAGAAAAAUUAUGUGAUUUGGAGAGCAAGAUAGUUUUUUUGUGGUAUAAAUAGUACGGUAUUGUGGGUAUUGGAAUGCACAGUGUGCCUCAUUUGUGACAUGUCUAACAAUAAUAUGGUUUAGAUUAACCCUAGUUUGCACUAAACUUGAGUUUGCCUCUGGUGUUGUACGUUUAGAUUGUACUGAAUGAAAAUUUGUUGCCACAGUGAGAUCAGCCGCUGCUUAUGUUGCUGUGUCUUUAUCUAACAGAUAGUGAUUAGCCCACUAUACAAAAUUCUCUAUACUGUAUAGUUUCAUUAGUGGCUGAAAUUUCAUAUAAACUUUCAGUUUGUAGUUUGAAAAGCCUGCGAAGUGAAACACCCCACAUACACUUUUAACACUCCUUGUGCUUUUUAUAAAUGUCUUAAUUAUGAACACUUACUUUUGCUGUUCAUGUCUUUCCCUGUUAUGCUGAAAUGUACACUGUGUGGUUCUGAGGAGGUCUUUGCCCUUUUUCUUCUUUGGUCUGUCCUCACUUUGAUGCCAUAUGAGGGUGAUGCAAUAAACAUUUAUUUAAUGUAAA